CUUACCUUUUAUUUGACCUUUGCAAGGUUUUUAUAAAGUGAACUUUAUUUGGUUUUUGUUUUAAGUUUUUCCUGGUUUAUUGCCUUUGUGCUAUGGCAUUUCUUUACGGGCUUAGAAAGAAUCACAGCAUCUUCAAUGAACUGUACUUUCAAAACUACAAGUGGUGUCAUUGUAAAUAUCUUACCCUACGGUCCAGUCUUUUUGUUAACUAUGGAAAAUUUCAUAUAUAUAUAUACACAGAAGUAAAGAGGUUAGUGUGACCUUUUCUCCCAUGUACUUAUCAUUCAGCUUCAAAUAAUUAUCAAGUCAUACAGUCUUGUUUCAUCUGUAUCUCCACCACUCACCUGGAUUAUUUUGAAGCAGAUCCCAUCAAACUACUUCAUCCAUGAAUACUUGAGUAUGGAACCUUAGUUUAAAAAAAUUUAACCACAGUACUAUUAUCACAUUUAAUGAGUUUUUUUUUUCUGAAGAGUUCCCAGUCUCCAUCUCACCAAUUACAUCUUUGUGAUAUCAUAUCCUUCUGUUUCCAUACUUCUUUAGUUUAGUGGUUCAACAGCUGUGCCAUCCAAUAUGAUAGUCACAUAUGCUAGUAAGCACUUGAAAUGUAACUGGUUUGAAUUAAGAUAGGGAUAAUGUACGUGGCUCACAUUCUUUCUACUAGGUAACACUGUUCUAGAAGCUUGGUGGCAUUUGGAUUGGAAUUUUAUGUCAAGACUACUUUACAUACGUGGUAUGUACUUCAUUUAGCAGGUUCUACUGUCUGUCCCAUUGGGAUGUUAGCAGCCACUAAUAAUCAAGACCUAGAUUCAUUAAUUCAUUAGGGGUAGGAAAAUAGUAGUAAUUUAAUUCUGUCAUUCUUCAGUUAUUAACUGGAAUACUAAAAAGAGAAACUUCCCCUCAUCAACUAUUUGGUUAUCCUUGAGUAUAAUUUGUUUAGGAAAGCAAGAGAUAAAUACUUAAUUCUUUUUAUUUACAGAUUCAUAAAAUAAUGAAUUGGUUUUUAACAUCCCGCCAAAGGUAGCCAGUGAUUUUUGUUUUGCACAUUUGUUGUUGUUGUUGUUGUGGGGUGGGGGGUGCUGGGAUUAAACCUGGGAUCUUGCAUAUGCCAGGCAAAUGUUCUGCAACUGAGCUGCACCCACUGCCCAAGUUUUGUUUUUAAGUAUCUUUAUGAAUUUGGACCUAAACAUUUUUCUUUAAAAACCAUCAAACCAUUGUUGUUAUCUUUAUUGCUUGCUCCAUCUUUUGGACAGUAGGAGUCUCUUCAACUCCUACUGAGUUCUCAUACAUUCCAGUAUUCUGUUUUAAAUUUAUCUUGUACCAUCUGCCACCUCAGACCUGGAGUCAGUGAUUUUUUUUCAGUGAGUUCUGGUUCUUCUUUAGAAGAAAAAGUAUUUAUCGAUCAUAACCUUCAUGUUAGGGGUGCUUAUUGUUAUUGCUUCCCAUUUAGAGUCAUUUCUUAUUCUUUUUAGUCAACAGAAUUUGGAACUACAUUGCUGUUGAGCCUUCAGUCCUUUUUGAAAUCAUGUCAUUUUUAUACUUUUACCUGAAUUCUCUAUAGAUUGAACAUGAAUGGAUAAAAAUAGAGAAACCAUUCAAUGACUAAUCAGAAAGUCAACCAAUUACUUGUUGAUUCAUCAUAUCAUAUAUGCAAGCAUACUUUUCUCUUUUCUCUUUUGCAUGGUUCUGGAGUUGAACCUAGGGCCUCUUUCUCACAAGCUAGGCAAGUGUUCUAUAACUGAGCUACGUCCCCAGCCCUGCAAACAUACUUUUAUUUCCUAGAAGUGUCAUCCCUGGACUUGUGAAGAACUCUGACAAAAGCAUUUACUUUUAAGAAAUGAUAUAAACAUAGGGAAGAAAGCUAUGAGAGAAAGAAAAUACAUUAAAUACUAAGAGUAUUCCGCCCAAGUGGCUGAGUUUAUGUCGUCGAAGAAUUUUCUGCUUUAAGCCAACCAAUUAAUCACUCUAAAACCAUGCUUCUGUAUCCAUGUGACUUUUGUAAAAGAAGCUUAGCUAAGAUUAUGCCAUCUGUUGUAGCAGUUCACUUCUACAUGUUUUGUCCACAAAGAAGCUCUCCUGGGAAUUCCAAGGUAAGUCCAAACUAUAUCUUGUUCCAUUGAAAUAAGAGUAAUAUUCAGUAGAUUAAAGGAAUGUGAAUGCUGUGAAGUAUUAGUAGUGAUUUAUUUUAGGGAACAAAUUAAAUGACACAUUUCCAACUAACUUUUUUAAAUGUUUUGAGUCAAUAAAUUACCAUAUAAGGAGCUUGUUACUUUGUGUGUAUUGGUACUGUAGUUCCUAACUUGCCACAUCUGGUCACCUUUGAAGAAUUUGUUUUGCCUUUUGGAAUAAACUGAUUUCUCAACAGUCUCUGAAACUAAGAUCACGGUCUUUGAAGCAAAGUGGUGUUAGAAUGUAUAACAUUGUUCAUUUGUCAGAAUCAGGGUACCAGAAUUUGUGUUCUUGGAAUAUGAUUUUUUUAAUUUCCCAUUUUCUGGGUACUGUAUUGGAUGCUUCAAACAUUAAAAAGGAGCAGACAUAUAGGAUUCAUGCCUUCCUGGAAUCUGAAUGUAAAGUAUAGAAUGUAAAGUUUUAAUAAUUGUACAGAUAUUUAGAGUCAUUAGUUACAAUUAUGAUUAUGCUACAAGGAAUAGUACUUAGUAAUUGAUUUAUAGUUUUCAUUAUCCAAAUAUUUAUUACAAAGUACCCAUAGAGGCUAAGCAAAAUACCAAAUGCUCCCUAACUUCAUAGAAAAUACAGGUUGUGAGAAAGAUAUUAAUCUAAUAAUAAAAAAAAUGCACUGAGUACUUUGAAGAAAAGGUAUGGUUCUAGGAGAAUAUGAAGUAGAAAUUUUUUUCAUACAUGGUUCUAUAAUAUAGUUAGGAGAAAUAACAGAAAAAACUAUCAUCUAGUAGGGAUAAGAAUUGUUCCAUCUACAUAUGUAUAUGCUAGGUCACAAAAUAUGUACUGUGUCACAGUAAAAUAUAUAUAUAUAUUUUUUUAAAUUUAUAUGUAUGGAUAUAUAUGCAUAUAUAUAUAUUUAUUUAUAUAUGGAUAGUGCCACUAUAUUAGACUUUAAACAUUUUAUAAAAGCUUUCUUAUAAAAGUGAUGUUUCAGCUGAACUCUGAAAAAUGAACAGCUUUUAAUUAGUUACAGAGAAGAGACAGAAGAACACGGCAAGUAUUUGGAAUAGAAUAUGCAAAGGUCCUGUGGUGAGUCAAGACACAAUUGGAAAUUGAAGGCUAUGAUGGCUGCAGUAAGAUGGAAAAAGAGGGAUCAGGGGCUAGAAGUUGCAAGGCUUCUGAAGGAGUUUUUAUUCUGAAAGCACCUGGAAACUAUUGAAAGCUUUCAAGCAAGUUAGUGGCUUAGUUUUGUGUUUUGAAAUGAUCCUUCUUGCUUCAGCAUGUGGAACAAAACCGUAGUAAUACAGCAAGAGAGGAAACAUGGGGAACAGUUGUCUAAGUGAAAGAACAGGGGCUGGGGUUCCCAUGGUAGCAGUGCAGGAAGCAUGAAAUGGCUACACUCCAGAUUUAAAAGAACUUGUCAAAGGAUUUGGCAUGGGUAAGAAAAGAGAGGAACAUCAGGAAUAGAUCCUCAUUGCCUGGAUCAAAGCUGCCAUACCUUGAGAGGAACCCUGGAGGCAGGGGAUGAUCACUUUGGGGGAGGGGAAAGUCAAUAGUUCACUUUGCAUAUGUUGAGUUUGAGGGACUCUUGAGACAUCUUGGGAGAGAUGUCUUGGAGCUGGUUGUGUUUAUGAGUUUGAUCUCAGAAGAGACCUGGAGAUUUUGUGAAUCAUUCAUUGGUAAUUAAAGCUAUGAGCAAGUGAAGUCACUUAAAAGAGUAUAGUAGAGAACUUUAAAACUGCUCAGACAACUGCUUUAGACAACUGCUUUAGACAACUCACCGCAGUCUCCACCCAGGCCCAUGCUCAGCUAUGCCAAAUGGGCACUGGCACAUGGAGUGGGAUUUGAGAAAUCCUGGAUUGUAUAGUUUGUUGAAGCAUGCACAGCCUGGCUUUCCUAAUGUCUCCACUCCCAUUCCCCAACCCCCAGGCCUCUUCAGGGCUUUCUCUGUCAACUACUGAAUGGAGCCGGAACUCAACCUAAAGUUCAAAGUCCUCCCCAGGCCGACCCCAAUCUAUCCCUUCAAUCUUGGUGCAGACUGCUUCCAGCACAAACUAUCUACUUGAAUCAAACAACUUGUCACCCACUACCUCUGCCCUGCAGCUUCCUGCCUCUGCUCCCUGGCUCAAGCUGUUCCCUGGAAUCUCACUCUCCAUCUCUUUCCUGCUCACAGGCUGUUCUCCAACCUUCUGGGGUCCAGAUCAAAGCCAGUUGCUUUCCUAAAGCUUCCCAAGCCCCAUAAGGACUAGAACACUCCCCUUCCAGAGGCACUCCCUUGUGCGGGGUCCUGUUGUGUGUUGCCCAGCUAAGCAACUGUGCAGGAGAUUGGUGGUCUAAGCCUGGUCCCCAGGACUCUACAUUCUUUCUUUCUGACCCCAGGCAGCCUGCCGAACACUGCUGAGCCAUCUCCACACUCCUGACAGAAUGAGUGCCCUCGAUGGUGUCCCCUUCAAGGUACCCAAGGGUUUUGUGAUCAGCACAGAGCCUCUCCCUGCACCAGAGUUCAGUAUCCCUGCCUGCAGGGAGCUUCUGCUGGGUUCUGUGCAGCAUGACUUCAGCCUGGAAAGGAACACUCUCUUCUGGGUGGAGGCUGCCAUCCGAGGACCCUGCUCAUACCAGUGCAAUGAUCUGAGGACUGUGUCAGCCCCUCCGGCCUGGCUCUUGCUGGUCAGUCCUGAAAGUGGGCCGGCAUUUGCGCCUGGCACAGCCAGAGAUGAGGAGGAUGGACCCCAGGAGCCGCUCGAGGAAGAGGAGAAUGAGGAAGAAGGCUUCUCUGCCAGCGAGGAAGAGCUAGACUCCAGCAGCCCGCAGCCCAGUUCUCCCGGGCGCCCUGGCUCCAGCCAUGGCCUGCGCUCCCUGGAUGUGCUGCGCAGCGUGAGGUCCGAGCUGGCUGGGGCGCGGAGGCGGCUCUCUGAGAGCAGGUUGGCUGCCUGUCCCCGCGCGCUCCUGCACCGCUUUCGCGGUCACCGGGCGCUGAGCCUGUGCCCCUCACCGCCACCCGGGCCUGUACCCCAGCUCCCCAACGUCCCUGUACCCCAGCCCCCCAACGCCCCCGCGCUGCCCCCACGGCCCUCGACAGCUGGCUCCAUGCCCCCACUGCGGAGCCACAAGCCCACUGUUGCGUCUCUCAGUCCGUACACCUGCCUGCCACCCCUGAGGGGAACACCCCAGCCUCUCAACUCCCACAGAUCGCACCCUGAUUCUACAGCUGACCUGCUGUCUGCACUGAGCCAGGAGGAGCAGGACCUCAUAGGGCCCGUGAUUGCCCUGGGAUAUCCCUUGGGAAGGGCCAUUGAGGCUCUGCAGAAGACAGGGAGACAGAGCCUGAGCCAGUUUCUCAGCUACCUCAGUGCCCAUGAAAGGCUUCUGCAGCAGGGCUACGAGGAGGCCCUGGUGGACGAGGCCAUGGAGAUGUUCCAGUUCUCUGAGAGCCAGGCAGGGGAAUUCCUACGCCUCUGGGAGCAGUUCAGCGACAUGGGCUUCCAGCCACACCGGAUCAAGGAGGUGCUGCUUGUCCAUGGCAACCAUCGCGAUCAAGCCCUAGAGGAGCUGGUGGCCUGUGCCCAGUGACCACUGAGGCAUUCUGCAAGGCCUGGGCAACCCCGUCCAGCCUGUUAUGAAAGCCUAACAAGACUAAGGAAGCUGUGCAUUCUCACUGUGUAAACAAUGCCAGGGGCGGGAGUUGAAAGCAUUGCCCCCUUGCCUCCUGGAAGGGGCAGAGGGGAGAGGGUGGGCAAGGAAUCAUGUUUUUCAUAUUUGUAUUUGACUCUUCAAACUAUGUGCAUUAAUUACUUUGACUUUGAGAAAAUUAAAACAAAUAAAUCAUGGCAGUUCUUU
Ictidomys tridecemlineatus (thirteen-lined ground squirrel) is the source of this 5955-nucleotide messenger RNA. The record is from RefSeq and is a predicted model, not a curated record. Lineage: Eukaryota; Metazoa; Chordata; Mammalia; Rodentia; Sciuridae.